AUGCCUAUGAGCAAAAAUACGCUAAUUUUAUUACUUGGAAUGAUAUGUUUGGAACAAGGUAAAUCUGCAACUCUCUCUCUCUCCCAAGCUCCCACUUGUGGGCGAAGUGUGGCAAAGGUAAGGCCUUGGAAUUACUUUAACCUUUUCAGUCGCAUUGUUGGGGGAAGCCAAGUGGAAAAGGGUUCCUACCCCUGGCAGGUAUCUCUGAAACGAAGGCAGAAGCAUAUCUGUGGUGGGACCAUCAUCUCUCCACAGUGGGUGAUUACAGCUGCUCACUGCGUUGCGAACAGAAAUAGUGCAUCAAUUCUGAAUGUUAUUGCUGGAGAACAUGACUUAAGCUCUAUAGAACAAGGGGAACAAACUCUUGCCAUUGAAACUAUCAUCAUACACCCGUACUUCUCAACCAAGAAACCAAUGGAUUAUGAUAUUGCCCUUUUGAAGAUGGCUGGAGACUUCAAUUUUGACCAGUUUGUGAGGCCCAUAUGUCUUCCAGAACUAGGGGAACAAUUUGAGGCUGGAUUUAUUUGUACAACUGCAGGCUGGGGCCGCUUGACUGAAAACGGCAACCUUCCUCGAGUCUUGCAGGAAGUGAACCUGCCCAUUUUGACCCAGGAGGAGUGUGUGACAGCUCUGUUAACCCUCAAUCAACCCGUCAGUGGGCAGACCUUUCUCUGCACAGGCUUCCCAGAUGGAGGGAGAGAUGCAUGCCAGGGAGAUUCGGGAGGUCCCCUCAUGUGCCGGAAUAAGAAGGGGGCGUGGACUCUGGCUGGUGUAACUUCCUGGGGUUUGGGCUGUGGUCGAGGUUGGAGAGACAACAUGAGGAAGGAUGAUCAAGGAACCCCUGGCAUCUUCACAGAUAUCAAUAAAGUGCUUCCUUGGAUCCACAAACAUAUCCAAAUUGGUAAUGAAGCCAGCACACAAGCCUCUUGCAGUGAGCAGGACCCUGUGAUCAGCCAACCUGAGGGGGAGCUGCACUUCCCAGAAAGCCCCUACUUACAUCUGGAGAGCAAGCAACUGUGUGUCUGGACCCUAUUGGCGCCAGAGAAAAUGCAUGUGUUGCUCAAUUUUUCCUACUUGGACGCAGAGUCUUGUUAUCACAAUUACCUGUCAAUAUAUUCUUUAGAAGACAGACUUAUUGGGAAAUUCUGUGGAGAAAGCCUGGCUUCAUCAGUUCUUGUUGGGUCCAACUCUCUAAGACUGAGGUUCAUCUCUGAUGGCACAGAUUAUGCUGCUGGGUUUAAUCUCACUUAUAAAGCUCUUAAACCAAACUAUCUUCCUGAUUCAGGUUGCAGUUCCUUAGCCAUCCAUUUUGAAGAAGGCUUCAUUCAGAGUCCUGACUAUCCUAAAAACUACAGUGCCAUGGCUCACUGUAAAUGGGUUUUUCAAGCCCCCAAGUAUCACCUAAUUAAGCUUUCCUUUCAGAAUCUGGAAAUAGAAGAAAGUGGAGACUGCACUUCUGACUACGUGACAGUGUACAGGGAUGUAGAAAGGAAGGAGGAGAUAGCACGGCUGUGUGGCUCUGAUACCCCGGACCCCGUGCUGAGCUACUCCGGUACAAUGUUCAUUCACUUCCAGUCUGAUGAAAAUAAGACCUUCAAAGGGUUUCAAGCUACAGUCUCCUUCAUUCCAGAAACAGUAUACCCAGAUUUAAAUAUAUCCAGAUCAGAGGAUGAGUCACUGUUUCUGGAGACCUGGAAUGUUCUACCUGAGGGGCCUGAUUAUUCUGAAAAGUGA
Molecule: messenger RNA, 1734 nt
Organism: Talpa occidentalis (Iberian mole)
Lineage: Eukaryota; Metazoa; Chordata; Mammalia; Eulipotyphla; Talpidae
Gene: OVCH2
Product: ovochymase 2
Exons: 15
Coding region: 1-1734 (577 amino acids)
Biological process (GO): proteolysis
Molecular function (GO): serine-type endopeptidase activity
Source: RefSeq, a predicted model, not a curated record